Messenger RNA from Pocillopora meandrina, 1135 nucleotides. NCBI's taxonomy places the organism in Eukaryota, Metazoa, Cnidaria, Anthozoa, Scleractinia, Pocilloporidae. The record is from the annotation of a GenBank genome assembly.
UCUAAUCGUGGGCUAUGGCACAUUAUAACCGGACGAUCUUCCUUGCAAGAGCCUGUAAGUUCAGUACGAAGACGAGGUUUUACAAUUGCAAAAUCAUCUCGAUUUGCUUUGCUGCGAUGCUGGCUCCGUCUCGCACUUAUUACGCUCUUUCUUUCUUCCUUCCUCUCUCUCCUUCUUUCUUUCAUAGCAUGAUCAAUUUGUUCGGCUCUUCAUACGAAGUGUUUGCAUCCAGAUUGAUGAGGUUGCUGCAGUAGUAUAAUUUAAUUCGCUAUUAAGUAUGUUUUGCGCAAGCGUAAUUUAAUUUAAUAAUGCGCAAUUGAGUGUUGAAUUAUUGGAAAAAACUAAAUUUUUUUAAAUUUAGGAUCAGAUAGGAGAAGAACUUAAACGGAAGAAGGAUCGUUUACUGCUAGGAAUCGCUGACUAUAAAGAACCAAGGUACACUUAAUUUGUGGUUUUAUUCCUGUUUCAUUCUUCAGCAAGUAUGUGACAGGUGAUUGUUUUUUUAAUCUCACUAAUUUUUUGCGUUGGCGCAUUACAUUGAAUAUCAUUAUUUCUCAGUCCUCAGUCUGCUGAAGCUCUUCGAAAGUCACCAAAUAUUAAACCAAAACGAAAGGAAUUUGUUUUGAAACUUAGUAAAUUUUUGGUAAGUUUGUUAUUGUUGUUGUUGUUAUUGUUGUUGUUAUUCUCAUUAUCAUUACUAUUGCCAUAUCUUCUGUUGUAGUUGUUGCUGACAUAAUUGCUUUUGUUGAUCUUGCUGGGCUGGGGUUAACCCUUAACAUUCCAACAUCAGUAUGAAUAUUCUGUACACCAUUUUCUGUAGAUUCCUAUGGUAAUAGUGAGGAGAAUUUGUUGACAAUCAAGAGCUUCUUUAGUUGGGGAUCAUUUUCUUUAUUCUCAUGACUGUAGUAUUCGAUUUAGUAGCAAUACUGUUGGGAGAAAUUAGAUGGUUGUCCCUUCAAGGUAUUAAAAUGUUAACAAGUGCCCCAUGAACAUUUACGAGUAUUAAUUUUAAUCAGAUAUUGUGAUGGAUUUUUCCUAGAAUCUUGAUGAAUGGAAGAGUUUACAGUUGUUUGGCAGCUACUUGGAGAAUGACUUUAGAGGCUCUAAACAACAGCUCCUGGUUUGUAGAAUUAUU